ACAAGCCCUAGCUCCGGACGGAAGUGCAGAGCGCCAUGGUUCCGAGGGGCGUCCUGUUGCUGGCGGUGUCGGCGAUUUGGCUGAGUGGGUGUGUUCGCCCAGCGGCGUCGGGGGCUGUUAAGGGCAUUGAAUGCAGUAGGAAAAUUGGACGCUGCGUUCCCGAGAGGCGCUGCAGCCAGACCGUGCCCAAUGCUGCAUGUGACAAAGAUGGACACGUAUGUUGCAAAAGAGAUUCCGUUGUAGGCCGAAGAAAACCCAAGUUCAGAAAAAACAAAGGAGGUCAGGGAAACCAAGCUAAAAUGAUGAAAAACGAAAUAAAUGAAAAAGAACAGAAAGGAAAUAGUAAACGAAGACCUGAGGAAACAGGCGACAAGAAAACCUCUCGAAGAAAUGGGAAGAAACGUGUCGGAGCGAAAAUACAAAUUCCUGAUAAGAAAAGGACUGGAAAACAAGGUUCCAUAAAAUGUACGAAGGAGUAUGGAAGAUGUAGGUCUAAAUGUCGCGGUGAUAUUGAUAAAGAAAGAGCGUGUCCCAACGGCAAAGUGUGCUGUAGAAAGCGAAGAACUCGGAACCAAGCUAUAGUUAAGGCAAAAAACAAUGCCUGCACAGGAGCAGGAGGAGUUUGCAAGAAACCUAACAAAAAGUGCAAACAGCCUCUUUCCUUUGAGUGUCCGAACAAAGAUAGAAUCUGCUGCAAGAAAACCAACAAGUGCACAUCGAAUGGCUUCAAAUGUGUACAAAAAUGUAGAGGAACGACCAAGCAAUUCAAUGGUUGUAAGCAAGGAAAAGUCUGCUGCAAGCAAGCAAAAGAAAUGACCUGCAAACAAAUAGGCGGAAACUGUAAAGAAGAAGCAAAAUGCAAAACGGAAAUCCUAAAUCCCGACAAGAAAUGCAAAGAUGCAAAGGUUUGUUGCAAACAAGGAAAUAAUUGCCAAGCCCUAGGAGCUACAUGUCGAAAGGAAGCCAAAUGCAACAGGAAAAUAUUGAAUCCCUCUGUACCAUGCAAGACUGGCAAAGUCUGUUGUGAAAAAGGAAAUAAAUGCAAAGAUCUAAAAGGUACAUGUCGAGAGGAAGCCAAAUGUGACGGGAAAAUAUUGACUCCCUCUAUACCAUGUAAGGAUGGUAAAGCCUGUUGUGAAAAGGGAAAUAGAUGCAAAGAUCUAAAAGGUACAUGUCGAGAGGAAGCCAAAUGCGACGGGAAAAUAUUGACUCCCUCUAUACCAUGUAAGGAUGGUAAAGCCUGUUGUGAAAAGGGAAAUAGAUGCAAAGAUCUAAAAGGUACAUGUCGAGAGGAAGCCAAAUGCGACGGGAAAAUAUUGACUCCCUCUAUACCAUGUAAGGAUGGUAAAGCCUGUUGUGAAAAGGGAAAUAAAUGCAAAGAUCUAAAAGGUACAUGUCGAGAGGAAGCCAAAUGCGACGGGAAAAUAUUGACUCCCUCUAUACCAUGUAAGGAUGGUAAAGCCUGUUGUGAAAAGGGAAAUAAAUGCAAAGAUCUAAAAGGUACAUGUCGAGAGGAAGCCAAAUGCGACGGGAAAAUAUUGACUCCCUCUAUACCAUGUAAGGAUGGUAAAGCCUGUUGUGAAAAGGGAAAUAAAUGCAAAGAUCUCAAAGGUACAUGUCGAGAGGAAGCCAAAUGCAGCGGGAAAAUAUUGACUCCCUCUAUACCAUGUAAGGAUGGUAAAGCCUGUUGUGAAAAGGAAACAACUUGUAAAUCGUUGAACGGACUGUGUAAACAGGAAGCUGAAUGUGAAAGCAAAGUGUUAAGUCCCAGCAAGGAGUGCAAUGCUGGUAAGGUAUGCUGCUUAGUCCGUACCUGUAGCGACAGAGGAGGGAAGUGUAAGAAAGAAGGAAAUUGCAACGGCAGAAUCGUCACGGUGAAGAAGCCAUGUACAGAAUCCAAAGUCUGUUGUCUAGAGAAAAAUAACCAAAGCACCACGAUCACUCCGACACUUGGACCACAACCACAAACCACCGCUGGACCGCAACCGCAAACCACCCCUGGAACGCAACCACAAACCACGUCUGGACCGCAGCCUCAAACCUCUCCUGGACCGCAACCACAAACCACCGCUGGGCCGCAACCAUACAACAACGAUUGCAGACACAAUAGAUACAACUACUGCAGAUACAACCACUUCAGAUUCGACUGCAGAUACAACUGCCGCAGAUGCGACUGCAGAUACAACAACUACCAUACAACGACUACUGCAGCCACAACUACAACCGUACCUAUCACCACUAGUGCCAUAAACGUAGCUACAAGACUUCUUGAGCUUACAAACAUCGACCCGGUUUUGGAGGAUCUGGGAGCGGCCCUGGACGAGGCCAGCGACAGACUCAGCACCGUCGACAGCACGGGCCGGAGGAGAGUUCGGAGGGCGGCCGCUGAUGCCACUACAACUGAUGCCACUACAACUGAUGCCACUACAACUGAUGCCACAACAACUGAUGCCACCACAACUGAUGCCACCACAACUGAUGCCUCUACAACUGAUGCUACCACAACUGAUGCCACCACAACUGAUGCCACUACAACUGAUGCCACUACAACUGAUGCCACUACAACUGAUGCCACUACAACUGAUGCCACUACAACUGAUGUCACUACAACCGAUGCCACUACAACUGAUGUCACCACAACUGAUGCCACUACAACUGAUGCCACUACAACCGAUGCCACUACAACUGAUGCCACAUCUGAUGCCACCACAACCGAUGCCACUACAACGGAUGCCACUACAGCUGAUGCCACCACAACCGAUGCAACUACAACUGAUGCCACAACAACUGAUGCCACUACAACGGAUGACACUACAACUGAUGCCACAACAACUGAUGCCACAACAACUGAUGCCACCACAACUGAUGCCACCACAACUGAUGCCUCUACAACUGAUGCCACCACGACUGAUGCCUCUACAACCGAUGCCACCACAACUGAUGCCUCUACAAUUGAUGUCACUACAACUGAAGCCUCUACAACUGAUGCCACCACAACUGAUGCCUCUACAACUGAUGCCACCACAACUGAUGCCUCUACAACUGAUGCCACUACAACUGAUACCUCUACAACUGAUGGCACCACAACUGAUGCCUCUACAACUGAUGCCACCACAACUGAUGCCACUACAACUGAUGCCAUUACAACUGAUGCCACAACAACUGAUGCCACUACAACUGAUGUCACUACAACCGAUGCCACUACAACUGAUGCCACCACAACUGAUGCCACUACAACUGAUGCCACUACAACCGAUGCCACUACAACUGAUGCCACAACAUCUGAUGCCACCACAACCGAUGCCACUACAACGGAUGCCACUACAGCUGAUGCCACCACAACCGAUGCCACUACAACUGAUGCCACAACAACUGAUGCCACUACAACGGAUGACACUACAACUGAUGCCACAACAACUGAUGCCACCACAACCGAUGCCACUACAACUGAUGCCACCACAACUGAUGCCACUACAACCGAUGCUACUACAACUGAUGCCACAACUGAUGCCACUACAACCGAUGCUACUACAACUGAUGCCACAACAACUGAUGCCACUACAACUGAUGCCACCACAACUGAUGCCACUACGACUGAUAUCACUACAACUGAUGCCACUACAACUGAUGCCACCACAACUGAUGCCACCACGACUGAUGUCACCACAACUGAUGCCACCACGACUGAUGCCUCUACAACUGAUGCCACCACGACUGAUGUCACUACAACUGAUGCCACCACAACUGAUGCCACAACAACUGAUGCCACCACAACUGAUGCCACCACGACUGAUAUCACUACAACUGAUGUCACUACAACUGAUGUCACCACGACUGAUGUCACUACAACUGAUGCCACUACAACUGAUGCCACCACGACUGAUGCCACUACAACUGAUGCCACCACGACUGAUGCCACCACAACUGAUGCCACCACGACUGAUAUCACUACAACUGAUGUCACUACAACUGAUGUCACUACAACUGAUACCACUACAACUGAUGCCACUACAACUGAUGCCACCACGACUGAUGCCACCACAACUGACGCCACCACGACUGAUGCCACCACAACUGAUGUCACUACAACUGAUGCCACUACAACUGAUGUCACUACAACUGAUGCCACUACAACUGAUGCCACCACGACUGAUGCCACCACAACUGAUGCCACCACAACUGAUAUCACUACAACUGAUGUCACUACAACGGAUGCCACUACAACUGAUGCCACCACGACUGAUGUCACCACAACUGAUGCCACCACAACUGAUGUCACUACAACUGAUGCCACCACAACUGAUGUCACUACAACUGAUGCCACCACAACUGAUGUCACUACAACUGAUGCCACUACAACUGAUGUCACCACAACUGAUGCCACCAUAACUGAUGCCACCACAACUGAUGCCACUACAGCUGAUGCCACUACAACUGAUGCCACUACAACUGAUGCCACUACAACCGAUACCACUACAACCGAUGCCACCACAACCGAUGCCACUUCAACUGAUGUCACCACAACCGAUGCAACUACAACGGAUGUCACCACAACCGAUGCAACUACAACGGAUGUCACCACAACCGAUGCAACUACAACGGAUGUCACCACAACCGAUGCCACUACGGCAGAUUCCACAACCACGGGUUCCACAUCUGAAUCAACCACAAGCGACUCCACAGCCUCCGGCCCCAGCACAACACCGUCUCAGGACCGAAUCGACGCCGAAGACUUGCUCACCACGUUCAUCCAGCUUCUCGGCAACCUCGAAGCCUCUGUCGACGACGAAAACACCUCACAGAUGACCGACGGCACCAUCACCGUCAGAAGCAUCAUAUUCGACUUCGACAGCCUGAUCAAUGAGAUUGAGCAAACGGGGAAGAGGCUCACGGACGGAACCAGGGCGAUUCUGCCGCAAGCUCGAGGCGACACACAGCAGCUGCUGGACAAGAUCAGAAACGUCCGCAUAGCUAUUCGAGAGGAGAUUGAUCAGCUGAAUCCAUUAGCUGAAAAUACAGUUACCCUGCCCACAUUGGCACCUUAAAGGAUAAAAUAAAGCGACUCAUAUAAACUGUAUGUUUGUGUAUAUCAGACUGAAUACUACGAUAUUCACGAAUUUCAGACUGAAAUGAUAUACUGUCAUUCAUUAUGAUUACUUAUUAAUUACUUAUUUUUAAAAUCCCAUCUAAUUACUGAGCUUAUUUUUGUCAACACAUUGUGAUCCCACUAACUUGUCAAGACAAGAUCAAAUGUAACGUCAAAGCCGAAGAACUACUGUGUUUGCUGCAAAUCAGA
Messenger RNA from Penaeus indicus, 5296 nucleotides. Its product is annotated as mucin-22-like. The record is from RefSeq and is a predicted model, not a curated record. Gene Ontology annotation, molecular function: protein tyrosine phosphatase activity. Lineage: Eukaryota; Metazoa; Arthropoda; Malacostraca; Decapoda; Penaeidae. The transcript is spliced from 9 exons. The coding region runs from base 36 to 5045 and encodes 1669 amino acids.